UAUUCUCCUCCUCCAUUUUCUUCCAUAUCAUGCAACUAUGACACCCCUUUUAACCUCAUUCACCUCACAACAUUUGUUACGCACACUUGGCCAGCUCAUAACAUUUAUUCAACCCCAUCAAUCACCAACCCCUUCACACACUCUCUCUCUAGCUCUCUUACUUUCUCUCUCUAGUAUUUCAACGUUUCUCUCUCAGAUCUCUAGGAGCAACGUGAUAUUUGGGUAAUCCAUUCUCUCUUCUCUUCGAGUUGCGUUUCUUUCUGGGUUCUCUUCAUCUCGUGCUUCCAUUGCACUUUUUCCUCUCCGCAUUGAGGAGGACCCUUCUUCAUAUUCGAUUCAUCGAUUCUAUACCCACAUAGUUUUCUCACCAAAAACAGAGUCUUUUUCUCGAGAAAAUGGCGACUGGGUUAGAGAGGGAAAGUGGGUUCACAUUGUUCAGCGAUGAAGAGCUGAGCGAGGUGUGUGGGGUGAAGCGUGUUGGGAACUGUGUCGAAGUCACGUGUGGGUGUACCAGCCAUAGGUACGGUGAUGCUGUUGGAAGGCUUAGGGUUUUCUCUAAUGGGGACCUCGAAAUCAGUUGUGAAUGCACCCCUGGUUGCACAGAAGACAAGUUGACUCCUGCUGCAUUUGAAAAGCACUCUGGGAGAGAGACAGCUAAGAAAUGGAAGAAUAAUAUCUGGGUAAUAGUUGACGGUGAGAAGGUUCCAUUAUAUAAAACGGUGCUGCUCAAAUACUACAACCAAGUCUCAAGAGGUGCUAAUGGGUCUAAUAAACACCAAAAUGGUCACCGUGAUGAGUUUGUUCGCUGUACUAGUUGCAAUAAAGAGAGGAGAUUCCGUCUGAGGACUAAAGAGGAAUGCCGCAUUCACCAUGAUGCUGUGGCAGAUGCGAAUUGGAAAUGUUCUGAUCUGCCAUAUGACAAAGUUACAUGUGAUAAUGAGGAAGAACGAGCAAGUCGUAGAGUUUACAGGGGAUGCAACCGCUCUCCAACAUGCAAAGGUUGCACUUCAUGUGUGUGCUUUGGGUGUGAUGUCUGCCGUUUUUCAGAUUGCAGCUGCCAGACUUGUACUGACUUUACAACCAAUGCCAAAGCUUGAUUCAGCCUUUCCAUUCAAUCUAAUGCUCUCCAAGUUCUGCUUAUUAUGGGGAUAUAUGUUUUAUUUCCUAAUUGGACCUUACCAGUCUGAGUUCAGCAUUCAUUGUUCUCUUUGACUGGAUCAUAAAUUUCAAUGUUAACAAACUUAUUCUCUCUC
Molecule: messenger RNA, 1253 nt
Organism: Lotus japonicus
Lineage: Eukaryota; Viridiplantae; Streptophyta; Magnoliopsida; Fabales; Fabaceae
Product: protein ULTRAPETALA 1-like
Exons: 3
Coding region: 396-1097 (233 amino acids)
Cellular component (GO): cytosol; nucleus
Molecular function (GO): DNA binding
Source: RefSeq, a predicted model, not a curated record